AUGGCCCCCGGCGCCGCCGCCCUGGAGCUGCUGAGCCCCAAAGAGAAGAACCGACUGCGGAAGCCCGUGGUGGAGAAGAUGCGCCGCGACCGCAUCAACAGCAGCAUCGAGCAGCUCAAGCUGCUGCUGGAGCAGGAGUUCGCGAGGCACCAGCCCAACUCCAAGCUGGAGAAGGCGGACAUCCUGGAGAUGGCCGUCAGCUACCUGAAGCACAGCAAGGCCUUCGCCGCCGCGGGCCCGCACAGCCGGCAGCAGGACUUCCGCGAGGGCUACGCGUGGUGCCUGCAGGAGGCCGUGCAGUUCCUGGCGCUGCACGCGUCCGGCGACGCGCAGAUGAAGCUGCUCUGCCACUUCCAGCGCCCGCCGCCCGCGCCCCCCACCCCUCACCCCGCGGCCAAGGCCGGCCCCGCGGCGCCCCAGCACCAGCCGCCCCGCGGCCUCUGGCGGCCCUGGUGA
This is a messenger RNA of Pipistrellus nathusii (Nathusius's pipistrelle), 456 nucleotides long. Lineage: Eukaryota; Metazoa; Chordata; Mammalia; Chiroptera; Vespertilionidae. The record is from the annotation of a GenBank genome assembly.